UGCAGGAUUCUUUAGAUCUCACAACAUGGCCGGUGCUGGUGUGGAGUUAGUAGCUCUUGGUGACUUGCCAAUGGAUGAACGUGAUACUGGGGAUGACGAGCAAUCUCCAAUCGAUCAGGUGGCAAUGACAGUAAGCACAAGUGAUGAUCCAGCGGUUCCGGUUUGGACUUUUAGAAUGUGGACAAUCGGCCUUUUCUUUUGUAUAGUGCUUUCCUUCGUCAACCAGUUCUUCUACUACAGAAAAGAGCCACUGACAGUUUCAGCGCUCUCUGGCCAGAUCUUGGCUGUUGCGAUUGGUCGCCUUAUGGCUGCAACGCUUCCAAAGACAGUUUAUCGGCUGCCUCUCACAAACUUUCACUUCACUCUGAACCCGGGGCCAUUUAACAAGAAGGAACACGUUCUUAUCACUGUCUUCGCAAACUCGGGCUUUGCAUUUGGCAAUGGAACCUCUUAUGGAGUCUCCAUUGUUGACAUUAUCAAAGCGUUUUACAAGAGGAAAAUUUACUUCCAUGCAGCUCUCCUGCUCGUUAUUACGACUCAGGUGCUUGGGUAUGGAUGGGCGGGACUGCUUCGAAAGCAUUUGGUUGAGCCCGCAAAUAUGUGGUGGCCUGCAAAUCUCGUUCAAGUCUCACUUUUCGAGACUCUACACGAGAAGGAGAGCAAGAAGGGCUUAUCGCGUCUUAAGUUUUUUCUUAUUGUUCUGGCAGUCAGCUUUGCUUACUAUAUUAUCCCCGGUUAUAUGUUCACGGCACUCACCUCAGUGUCAUGGGUAUGCUGGGCCUUUCCACGUUCAGUAUUGGCACAGCAGCUUGGCUCUGGCUUAAAUGGUCUUGGACUUGGCUCGUUUGCCUUGGAUUGGUCCACAUUUCAAUCGUUUCUACAGAGCCCGCUAAUAACUCCAUGGGUUCCAAUUGCAAACGUGCUGGCUGGUUUUAUUAUUAUGGUUUAUAUCGUGAUUCCAGCGUUUUACUGGACAAACGUCUACGAUGCUAAGAAGUUUCCAAUCUUCAGUAGCAAGCUCUUCCAGGGGAAUGGAACGCCUUACAACGUCCACAAGAUUGUCAAUGAAAACUUCGAGAUUGACAUGGCUGCCUACAAAGAGCAAGGGGAGGUUCAUUUGAGCACCUUUUUCGCGAUGGCUUAUGGCCUUGGUUUUGCCAGCGUCGCUUCUGUGAUCACCCAUAUUAUUUGCUUUCAUGGAAAAGAGAUUUGGCAGAGAAGCAGAUCUGUUCUAAACGAGAAACCCGACAUUCAUACGCGGCUGAUGAAAAAGUAUCCAACAAUACCAUACAAAUGGUUUGUUGUUCUUAUGUUCUUAUCAAUCGCCGUUGCCGUCGGUACUUGCGUCGGUUUUAAGCACCAAUUGCAACUUCCGUGGUGGGGGGUUCUCCUGGCUUGCGCGCUCGCGAUCGUCUUCACCUUACCAAUUGGUAUUAUCACCGCUACAACCAACAUUACUCCAGGCUUGAACGUGAUCACCGAGUACAUAAUUGGAUAUAUGCUACCGGGCAAGCCAAUUGCCAACGUGUGCUUCAAGACUUACGGUUAUAUCAGCAUGACCCAGGCCAUCUCGUUCCUGCAAGACUUCAAGCUUGGCCAUUACAUGAAAGUCCCGCCGAGAUCAAUGUUUGCUGUCCAGGUCCUCGGCACCAUCGUAGCGGCAGUCGUGAACGUUGCCACGGCAUGGUGGAUGCUCACCAGCGUCGAAAACAUCUGCGACACGGACAAGCUCCCGGCGGACAGCCCCUGGACGUGCCCGAACGACAGCGUCUUCUACAGCGCCUCGGUCAUCUGGGGGCUCAUCGGCCCCAAGCGGAUCUUCGGCAGCCUAGGAAACUACUCGGAGCUCUCCUGGUUCUUCCUGGUGGGAGCUCUAGCUCCGGUCGUCCUGUGGCUGCUCACCAAGGCCUUCCCUCGCGCACGGUGGCUGAGCUACAUCAACCUCCCCGUGAUCUUGGGCGCCACCUCGAUGAUGCCCCCGGCCUCGGCCGUGAACUACAUCUCCUGGACCAGCGUCGGCCUCUUCUUCAACUAUUUCGUCUACACGUAUCGCAGGAGGUGGUGGCAGCGAUACAACUACGUUCUAUCGGCCGCGCUGGACGCCGGCGUCGCGUUCAUGGGCGUCUUGCUCUACUUCGCGCUCCAGAUGAACGGCACCAGCGUUACGUGGUGGGGGAACGAUAGUCACUGCCCGCUCGCGAGGUGUCCCACGUAUCCCGGGAUCGUCGUCCCGGGUUGCCCGGUCAUAUAGAUCUUUCUUCUUGGUAUUUAUUAUCUUUGCAUAGAAGAAGCACUCGAGCUUUUUUCUC
Messenger RNA from Selaginella moellendorffii, 2309 nucleotides. RefSeq names its product oligopeptide transporter 2-like. Gene Ontology annotation, biological process: transmembrane transport. Gene Ontology annotation, molecular function: oligopeptide transmembrane transporter activity. The transcript is spliced from 6 exons. Lineage: Eukaryota; Viridiplantae; Streptophyta; Lycopodiopsida; Selaginellales; Selaginellaceae. The record is from RefSeq and is a predicted model, not a curated record. Bases 26 to 2251 code for a protein of 741 amino acids.